GCGUGACCCGGAAAAAGUACACGAUUUCCGACAAGCAUGUAUAGACGAGCUUGAUAAAUUUCACACUCGAUUAGUUUGGAAUGUUCGUGUUUUAGUUAACGUUUUUAGGGAAUUUCGUUGCCGUUUGUACGUUUUUUAUUGCGGGGAAAGUGAUACUUUAGCAGAGAUGGGAGUCCCGGCAUUUUUCCGUUGGCUGAGUCGUAAAUAUCCCUCCAUUAUUGUACAUUGUGUGGAGGAGAAGGGUAGGGAGUGCAAUGGAGUUCGCAUCCCUGUCGACACAACCAAGGCAAACCCCAAUGAGGUGGAGUUUGACAAUUUAUAUUUGGACAUGAACGGCAUCAUACACCCUUGCACACAUCCAGAGGACAAACCGGCGCCCAAAAACGAGGAUGAGAUGAUGGUGGCCAUCUUUGAGUACAUCGACCGUCUGUUCAAUAUUGUGCGUCCAAGAAGAGUUUUGUACAUGGCCAUCGACGGUGUGGCUCCGCGGGCCAAAAUGAACCAGCAACGCUCUCGCCGCUUCCGCGCCUCCAAAGAAGGCAUGGAGCUCACCGAGGAGAAGACUCGCAUGCGCGAGGAAGUCAUCCAGAGAGGAGGUUACCUGCCACCUGAGGAGAUUAAAGAGAGGUUCGACAGCAACUGCAUCACGCCAGGAACAGAGUUCAUGGACAACCUGGCUCGUUGUCUUCGCUACUACGUCGCCGACAGGCUCAGCAACGACCCGGGAUGGCGAAACAUCACGGUCUUCCUGUCUGACGCCAGCGUUCCGGGCGAAGGCGAACAUAAGAUCAUGGACUACAUCAGGAGACAAAGAGCUCAGCCCAACCACGACCCCAACACACAUCACUGCCUGUGUGGUGCUGACGCGGACCUCAUCAUGCUGGGCUUGGCCACGCACGAGCCCAACUUCACCAUCAUUCGGGAGGAGUUCAAACCCAACAAGCCGCGGCCGUGCGCUCUCUGCGGUCAAAUGGGCCACGAGAUCAAAGAGUGUCAGGGCGUCGCCCGAGAGAAGCGAGGCCAGCACGAUGAAUUUGCGGACGCCAUGCCAGUGUCUGAGCAGGAGUUCAUCUUCAUCAGGCUGUGUGUGCUCAGAGAGUAUCUUGCUCGAGAGUUGACCAUGGCCAGUCUGCCCUUCCCAUUUGACUUUGAGAGGAGCAUCGACGACUGGGUGUUCAUGUGUUUCUUUGUCGGAAACGACUUCCUCCCUCACCUGCCGUCCUUGGAAAUCAGAGAGGGGGCGAUAGAUCGCCUGGUCCGGAUCUACAAAGAUGUGGUGCACAAAACCGGAGGCUACCUGACGGAGAACGGCUUCGUCAACCUGGCGCGCGUCGAGAUGAUCAUGCAGGCCGUGGGCGUGGCCGAGGACAACAUCUUCAAAAAGCGCAGAGAAGACGAUGAGAGCUUUAAGAGAAGGAUGAAAGAGAAACGACAAAGGAUGAAGAGGGAGCAGCAAGGCCCCGCCUACCUCACCGGGGGCCAGUUUGCCCCUCACGCGUUGGGCAGAGGACUCCAGCCAGACGCCGUGGAGAACGCUCGCCACCAAGCCUACGGCAUGAGGAUGCAGUCCAAUAGGGAUGCUGCUCAGUCCCUGAAGGCCAUGAUGAGGAACGGGGGCGGCGGCAACCAGUUUCCAGGCCCCAGCGACGACGGCAACAGCCGCGGCGUGAAGAGGAAAGCAGACAGCGACGACGAGCCCGAACCGGAAGACAACGUCAGGUUGUGGGAGGACGGCUGGAAGCAGCGCUACUACAAGACCAAAUUUGACGUGGACGUUUCUGACGAAGGCUUCAAGCAGAAGGUGGUCCAGUCGUACGUGGAGGGCCUGUGCUGGGUGCUGCGCUACUACUAUCAGGGCUGCGCCUCUUGGAAGUGGUACUUCCCCUUUCACUACGCCCCCUUCGCUUCAGACUUCCAGGACAUUCAAGGAAUGUUCAGUGACUUUGAGAGAGGAACCAAGCCGUUCAAGCCCCUGGAGCAGCUGAUGGGGGUGUUUCCUGCCGCCAGCGGCAACUUCCUGCCAGAAACGUGGCGGAACUUGAUGAUGAGUCCGGACUCUUCCAUCAUCGACUUCUACCCUGACGACUUUGCGAUUGACCUGAACGGGAAAAAGUACGCAUGGCAAGGCGUGGCCUUGUUGCCGUUUGUGGAUGAGCGGCGUCUGCGGGCCGCGCUGGCCGACGUCUAUCCCGACCUCACGUCCGAAGAAGUGAGAAGAAACAGUCUGGGAAGCGACUUGGUGUUUGUCGGCAAGUCUCACCCGCUCUCGGACUUCAUCCAGGAACUCUACCGUGCACAAUGUCAUGAGCCCACUGAGGUGCCUGCAGAGCUCUGCCAUGGAAUCCAAGGUAUAUUAUCUCUUGAUGACGACCCUAUCCUACCAGAUAAGACGGUGAGCUCGCCCAUCCCCAUGCUGCGUGACAUCGGGCAGAACAGCGCCAUCGGAGUGAAGUUCAAGGAUCCCCAGUUUGCCGAGGGUUUUGUGUUCAAGGCUGUUCUCCUUCCCGGAGCAAAGCUUCCCACUAACGUGCUGAAGCCGGAGGACUGGGAUAGGCGAGAGAAUCAGCCGUGGAGACCUCAGCUUGGCUUCAACCCCAACAGGCAGCAGGCUCACUUGGACCAGUCAGGCUUCCGAGCUUUGGGUCACUCGCUCAGAAACCAACAUGGUGGGCAGUACAGCAAUGCCCCGCCGCCCAACAACUACCAACAGCAAGGAAACUACCGCUCACCCCGCACCGGCCAUCAUCAGGCCUUCCAACAUUCCAGAUCUGGGGGCCAGUUGGGAACGCCGCCGUCCUUCCAUCACCAGCCACACUUUCCACGGCACCAACAGCAGCAGCAGCAGCAGGGGUACCACGGGAGGGGCGGCGGCGCUCACGGCUGGGACCGGGCCAUGCAGUCGCAGCGGGCGGCGUACCAACACAGCGCCAACCGUGGCGGCGGGCCCGGGCCCGGGCCCAGCGGCUACCAGCAGCGCUUCCACCAGCAAAGAAGCGACUGGCGCGAACAGCGGGAUGAGCGCGGACAGCAGUACCAGGCCCACAGCAGCUCCAACAGAGGAGGUUACCCUGCACCACCGCCAUCCAGAAGAUAUGUGUGGAAAUGAACGUCUUUUUUUUUCUUUUUUUUUUUUAAAUCCUUGUCCUCUUGUCACAAGUCCCCCCCCCCCCUUAAUUCUUCUGCUUGGAAGUAAAAGCUAAUUAGAACUUUUAAACAUAGUCAAUGUUGUAUACCUUUGAGAGAUUCUCCAAUGUCACCUUUUACAACUUGUCCAAUAAAAGAAUAAGUCAUGUGGAAAAUUUUAA
Messenger RNA from Hippocampus comes (tiger tail seahorse), 3305 nucleotides. It is a transcript of the gene xrn2, whose product is annotated as 5'-3' exoribonuclease 2. The transcript is spliced from 31 exons. Gene Ontology annotation, biological process: nuclear-transcribed mRNA catabolic process. Gene Ontology annotation, cellular component: nucleus. Lineage: Eukaryota; Metazoa; Chordata; Actinopteri; Syngnathiformes; Syngnathidae. Bases 167 to 3106 code for a protein of 979 amino acids. The record is from RefSeq and is a predicted model, not a curated record. Gene Ontology annotation, molecular function: RNA binding; 5'-3' RNA exonuclease activity.